AUGUCGACGCCGCUUCGUCAGCAAAAUCAAUCUUUCUAUCCUGUCUCCCCUGUUGAUAUCGUCAGCGGCAAUAGACCACAACAAUCAGUCGGCUUUGCAGACUUGUCCGAGAAGACGGCUCCCUCGGUAACCACAAGAUCAAGCAGGACCAGUUCUAGCUCUUCCUCGUCUUCCCAAAAAGUUGCCCGAACAGCGCGUUUCGCAGAGGCAACUUCUGUCAACUCGCCUGUCUCUGGUCCCACCGAGCAUCGCUCGCCAUUCGCAGACCCGCCCAACAUGGCUGCUCAACAAUCACAACCGUCCGACGUCGGAUUUGGAUAUAUUUCAAAUGAGCCUGUUCAGCAACAAGCAACUUUACAUCCAAAUGCAAACCCACCUUUGAAAUCUGCUCUUAAGACCCCAGGAACUCCAGGAAGGAUGCUAAACCCGCUCAGCCCAACGUUCAGGGAAGAACAAAUCCUUGAGAAGCAUGAGGAAGAUACAGAAAAGGAACAAGCAAAGGAUCUGAAAAUUAAGACCCGUGUGCGGGCGGCUAAGAUGAUGCUCCGCGGCGUCAACUUCUCCUGCUCUUUGAUAGUCCUCGCCCUUGUCGCAACCACCUUUACGAUCUUCAAUGCCACCAAAACUCUUCCACCCCGAAACAACCUACCUGCCUGGUCUGCUAGUUCUAAGCCAUGGCCACAAAUUAUGCUCUUGGUCAUUGCUUGUAUUUCGCUGGUUUUUGCUCUUGGAAUCUUCUACGCCUACUGGCGAGGGGGCCAUAAACGUGCCGAAAAAGCCGCUGUUUACUACACCGUCUUUGCAGUAUUCUUCUUUGCAUUCAGUAUUAUUAUGUGGGCUGUGGGCGCUGCCGUCCUAAAUAGCAGCAGAAACAAUGGUAACGGCCAAGAUAUAUGGGGUUGGAGCUGUAAAGACAACAGGAGGAGGGAAUUGUUCAAAGACGACGUUGGCUAUGCUCUCGUAUGCCGCCUUCAGGAGUGGGCGCUCGUCUGCUGCAUCAUCGAGAUUGUCGUUGAAACCAUCACCAUCGCCAUUUACGCCAUUGUCUUCUAUCGAUUCUACAGCAAGCGCAGGCUUCGAAAGAGUAUGGAUGUGCGUGACAAGGCUCGAUCGGAUCUCUAUCUCGCCCAACUCCGUUCUCAAUCUGCCCCCAAUACUCCAGGCUUCGCACAGAGCAUGCGUUCGCCCACCUUCCCAACGAGAGGAGGCGACGAGUACUCAGCUGCCGAAAAUGGUGAAAACUACUCCAAGACGCAAUUCGUCACUCCAUCGCCAUCUAGCACACAUGGGUCCUCGCCUUUUAAACUGCAAGCACCUCCCAUCAAAGUGCAUCACGCAACUCCACGCGCACCUCAAAACGGAUUCGAUUCUGCCCCUACACCAACCAAUUCACCCCCACCCGCCCAAGAAAGGCAGAACGAGCAUGUGGCUGCUGCACCGGGCGAACAGACUUAUGCAGCUGUUCCAAUUCCGGGCGCUUAUGCUUCACCCUUGACCAGCCCGGCUAUGCAACGACAGAGUGACUCGAUGGCGGCGCAGAUGCAGAGGGGGCCAGGGGCUCCCUAUUAG
Molecule: messenger RNA, 1569 nt
Organism: Endocarpon pusillum Z07020
Lineage: Eukaryota; Fungi; Ascomycota; Eurotiomycetes; Verrucariales; Verrucariaceae
Exons: 2
Coding region: 1-1569 (522 amino acids)
Source: RefSeq, a predicted model, not a curated record